Molecule: messenger RNA, 426 nt
Organism: Sphenostylis stenocarpa
Lineage: Eukaryota; Viridiplantae; Streptophyta; Magnoliopsida; Fabales; Fabaceae
Source: the annotation of a GenBank genome assembly
AUGUUCGCGAAGACGGUGAACCCCUUCGCACCGAAACGUUCCCAGCCUGGCGUCGUUUCGUCUGCGCCUAAUAAGCUACUCAGACUUCCCCACGUGUUCGCCAAAAUACUGGAACUUCCCGUCCCCUCGGAAGACGACGUUUUCGUCGACGAAACGCCGCAGUUUUUUCGCUUUGUAGCAUCGUGCAACGCCGGUGGCGUGCGAGCUCGGGCCGUCGAGAUUCUCCCGGGGAUAACGAAAAUCGUGAUAAAGAGAAUGGACGGCGGUGAUGUGUCGGUGGCGGGUGAGCGUCAGGACGUUUCUCUAGGCGUUGGUCUCUGGCGGUUCCGGCUUCCCCCGGGGACCCAGCCGGAGAUGGUGACCGCGGUGUGCAGAGGCGGGAAGCUGGUGGUGACAGUGCCCAAGAACAAAAACAGAGGAAACUGA